AUGUUCAAACUCUCGCUGCUCUGUGUGGCAGCCGUUCUCGCCGUGGCCAGUCAAGAGGCACAAGGAAAAAUGACCUGUAAACUGCCUCAGGUCCAAAUUCCAGACGAUUGGAUCACCAUGGUUGAUCCAUGUACGAAAAAAAUGAAAGAGCAGGUCCAGGAAGAACUCACUGCAGCGAUGACAUAUUUUGCAAUGGGAGCACAUUUUUCGAAGGACACAGUGAAUCGUCCAGGAUUUGCGAAAAUAUUCUUUGAUAGUGCCAGCGAAGAACGCGACCAUGCUAUUAAAAUUAUUGGGUAUUUGUUGAUGAGAGGAGGUUUGACCAAAGACAUCAGUCAAUUAAUCCGUGACCCUCAACCUUUGUCUGAAGCAUGGACUGAUGGCUUAAGUGCAUUGAAGGAUGCUUUAAAAUUGGAAGCUCAUGUCACUCGUAAGAUAAGAGAUAUUGCCACCACAUGUGAGGAACCUGGACGUGAUGGACAAGAUUUCAAUGACUAUCAUUUGGUUGAUUGGUUAACUGGUGAUUUCUUGACUGAACAAUAUGAAGGUCAGCGUGACUUAGCUGGUAAAAUAUCCAAUCUUGGUAAGAUGUUGGAAGCACAUGGAGCUCUUGGUGAGUUCCUCUUUGACAAGAAACUUUUGAAUGGAGUUUCAAUUUAA
Macrosiphum euphorbiae (potato aphid) is the source of this 660-nucleotide messenger RNA. Lineage: Eukaryota; Metazoa; Arthropoda; Insecta; Hemiptera; Aphididae. The record is from the annotation of a GenBank genome assembly.